This is a messenger RNA of Chlorella variabilis, 1149 nucleotides long. RefSeq lists its product as hypothetical. The annotation marks the transcript as partial. Gene Ontology annotation, molecular function: histone deacetylase activity. The record is from RefSeq and is a predicted model, not a curated record. Lineage: Eukaryota; Viridiplantae; Chlorophyta; Trebouxiophyceae; Chlorellales; Chlorellaceae. The transcript is spliced from 14 exons.
AAGAACCGGGUGUCUUACUUUUAUGACCCCGACAUAGGGCAGUUCUUCUACGGACAGGGCCACCCCAUGAAACCGCACCGCGUGCGCAUGACCAACAGCCUGGUGCUGCACUACGGCCUGCACAGCAAGCUGGAAUACUACACCCCCACCCGCGCCAGGGCCGAGGACAUGAAAGCCUUCCACGCUGACGACUAUGUCGAUUUCCUGCAAAACAUCAACCCCGAUAACCUGAGCCAGUUCACCCGAGAGCUAAGAGAGUACAACAUGUACGAAGACUGCCCCGUGUUCAGCGGCCUGUACGAGUACUGCCAGAUCUCGGCGGGCGGCAGCCUGGGCGCUGCAGUCAAGCUCAACUACCAGACCGCCGACAUCGCCAUCAACUGGGCGGGCGGCCUGCAUCACGCCAAGCGCUCAGAGGCCUCCGGCUUCUGCUACUUCAACGACAUCGUGCUGGCGGUGCUGGAGCUGCUCAAGUACCACCAGCGGGUGCUGUACCUCGACAUCGACGUGCACCACGGCGACGGCGUGGAGGAGGCCUUCCUGACCACCGACCGAGUCAUGACCGUGUCCUUCCACAAGUUUGGUGGCGGCUACUUUCCUGACACAGGAGACAUCCACAACUGCGGCCAGGGCAAGGGCCUGGGCUACUCGCUCAACGUUCCGCUGCGGGACGGCAUCACGGACGAGGCCUACCACCAGCUGUUCAGGCCCGUCAUGCUCAAAGUGAUGGAGGUGUUCCAGCCAGAGGUGGUGGUACUGCAGUGCGGCACCGACUCUCUGGCGGGCGACCGGCUGGGGGUGUUCAACCUCAGCAGCACCGGCCACGCCGCAUGCAUCGACUUCAUGAAGGGAUUUGGGCUGCCGCUGAUGCUGCUGGGAGGCGGGGGCUACAAGAUCAUCAAUGUGGCGCGCUGCUGGGCCUACGAAACAGGGCUGGCGGUGGGCGCGGACAUGGAUGAGAAGCUGCCCCCCAACGAAUACUACGACUACUACGGCCCAGUGGGGUACACGCUGACUGUGAAGCCGACGUCGAGGUGGGAGGACCAGAACUCAGCAGAGUAUCUGGAGGGCCUCAGGCAGACCAUCCUGGAGCGCCUGUCGCGGCUGGCGGCCGCGCCCAGCGUGGGCUUCCACGAGCGAGCCCCCGAC